AUGUAUAUUAAAAAGGAAAAUAUUCAUUUAUUAUAUGAACACAUUAAUGUAUUGAAAUGUUCAUUAACGAGUUUGAGUUUACCAAGACUUUUACCGAGAGAUGUUUUGGAGAAAAUUUCAGAAAUUGAAAUGGAACACUUGACACAAUUAAUGAUUGAUGGAUGUGAAAUGAAUUUAGAUUGUACAUUAUUUUGUAAAUUUAAAUUAAAACAAUUGAGAUUAACAGAGAUUAUAACAGUGGAAGCAUUUUCUGCUCUUGCAAAAAAUGAAAAUUUGUACAAUUUAACAAGUUUAGACUUGUCUAUUUCUCAAUCUACCGUUGAAAGCAUUGAAAUAUUGAGUAAUAGUUUAAUAUUUAGUAAUUUAACAUGUUUAAUUAUGGAGCAUAAUCAUAUAGAUGAUGAAAUGGUUAAAAUUCUAACAAAAUGUAAAUAUUUAUCAAAAAUAAGGAAAUUGAAUUUAUUUGCAAAUGAUAUUGGAAAUGUUGGACUACUCCACAUAUCAUCUUGUGAAUAUUUGAGGCAAUUAAAUCAUUUAGAUUUGAGGAGAAAUUCAUUUACUGAUAUUGGAAUCGGCUAUUUGAGUAAUAGUUCAAAUAUGCAAAAUUUAGAAUAUUUGGAUUUGAGUAGAAAUGUAUUGAGUGGUGAUAGUGCUAUAUUAUUAUCAAAUAGUCAAUAUUUAACAAAUAUUAAAUCAAUUAAUCUAACUUCUAAUAGUUUAGGAUAUUCAUGCGUUAAGGAAAUUUCUAAAUUUAAACAAUUGGAAGAAUUGAAAUUAUGUAAUAAUGAUCUCAACCAAGAAUCCAUGGAAAUUAUUUCCAAAUCCUUCACAAAAUUGAAAGUUUUAGAUUUGAGUGAUAAUCCAAUUAUGGAAGGUGCUUCGCAUCUUCAAAAUUUACCAAAUUCCAAUUUAAUUCAUUUAGAUCUAUCGCUUUGUAAACUUCCAAUCAAAUGUAUUGUUGAUUUAUCAAUGAGUGAUUCUAUAUUGAAUGUAAAGAAGCUAUAUUUGGGAUUUAAUCAAAUUGGAGAUGAAGGUGUCAUGUUAAUUUCGUCUAGUCUUUACAAUCUCACUCAUUUGUUUCUUCCAUUUUCGAAUAUUACAUCAAGAGGUGUAAAAUAUUUAUGUGAUGGAGUGUUGGAUAGAAUUGAAUUGUUGGAUUUGGCAAAUAACAUGAUAGGAAAUGAAGGAUUGACCUACAUUUCACAAUGUAAUAAUUUUUCCUAUUUGGAAUAUCUAUAUUUGGAUAUUAAUAUUUUAAUAAGUGAUUUGAGUGAAUUAUUGUUUGUGAAUGGAAAUUUACAAAAUUUAAAACAUAUUUCAGCUAGAAAAUGUAUGAUUGUUAAAUUAAUUGAGAAAUCUGAUGAAAAUAUUUCUUUGCCAUUAUUGGAAUUUCUCGAUAUUUCAAAGAAUAAGUUUGAGAAGAGUGAACUUUCUAAAUUAAUGAAGAAAACUUCAAUUCUGCCUUGUACUCUUUCUCUAGUCAUUUUGUAUUAA
This is a messenger RNA of Naegleria gruberi, 1494 nucleotides long. RefSeq lists its product as uncharacterized. NCBI's taxonomy places the organism in Eukaryota, Heterolobosea, Eutetramitea, Acrasida, Naegleriidae. The transcript has a single exon. The record is from RefSeq and is a predicted model, not a curated record. Gene Ontology annotation, cellular component: membrane. Gene Ontology annotation, molecular function: protein binding. The coding region runs from base 1 to 1494 and encodes 497 amino acids.